Molecule: messenger RNA, 669 nt
Organism: Drosophila takahashii
Lineage: Eukaryota; Metazoa; Arthropoda; Insecta; Diptera; Drosophilidae
Source: RefSeq, a predicted model, not a curated record
GGCUCUUUAGUCCAAAGGAUGGGUUUCAGAAUCGUACUCUUAGCUGCCACCGGUCUGGGAGCCAUGUACAUGAUGCAUCUUCUGGCCCAGGAUUGGGUCAAGAUACGACCCAUCCGGGGAAUAACCCAACUAGCCGGAAUGGCCGCUCAGCCUUUUCAACAGGUUCAACAGGCUAUUGGAGGCGCAAUUGCGCCCAUCCAACAAGCCAGCGGAGCUCUGAAUUUAUUUCGAAGCAGAAGAGAUGCGAACUUAAAUCAUGAACUUGGUUGGGUGCGAAGAACACAGGACUCGGGAGGAGGGAGUGCAAGUGGAAAUGGAAAAGUUAGAGCUUCAGGAGGAGUGGUGCCCAGACCGCCACCAGCCAUCGAUUGGAAGAAGAUCCUGUCCAGAGAUCCCUUCGAGUGUCUUCAGUCCCUGAUUUGUCAACUCAUGUCCGGCGCUGAAUCGAAGGUUCCGGAGGCUGAGCUGCUCAUGGAUUAUCUGGAAUCAUCGCUGGAGAUGGCUCCGGUCAAGAUAGGCCGGGCCUUCAGUCGAGGACUGGCAUUGCGGGGUUCCCCGGAGCUCUGCUUCAGCGAAUAUCCCUUUUGCCUCUAUUCCGCCAAAACGAUGUUGCGCAUCCUGCGGUGGUUUAGUGAAACGGGGGAAGUUCCCGUGGAGGAAGUGGCUUAG